AUGACCGCUGCAGACUGCAGUGACGCAGGAAUUCCGACCCCUAUGUUUAUGCCAGAGUUCCAAAUCCGCUUGUGGAGGGGUCAAUUAGCACACCGCUCUAUAAUUGUGCCAAGCGCCCAAUGCACAUACCGUGAUGUUGAGGCCCAGCUGCGCAACUCGAGCUGCCACUAUGCCACAGCGGAUUCCGGCACGGCCUUGUCGACUUGA
Penicillium psychrosexuale is the source of this 207-nucleotide messenger RNA. RefSeq lists its product as uncharacterized. The record is from RefSeq and is a predicted model, not a curated record. The coding region runs from base 1 to 207 and encodes 68 amino acids. NCBI's taxonomy places the organism in Eukaryota, Fungi, Ascomycota, Eurotiomycetes, Eurotiales, Aspergillaceae. The transcript has a single exon.